UUUCAGAGGAGAUGGUGGAUCUCACAGACCAGCUCUCGGAUGGAGGGAAGAGCGUCCACGAGCUGCAGAAGAUGAAGAAGAAGAUGGAGAUGGAGAAAGAAGAGCUGCAGGCGUCGCUCGAGGAGUCGGAGGCGGCGCUGGAGGCCGAGGAGACGAAGGUUCUGCGUUUGCAGCUGGAAGUGUCUCAGAUUAAAGCAGACGUGGAGCGAAGACUUCAGGAGAAGGAGGAGGAGGCCGAGGCCAACAGGAAGAGCCACCAGAGGGCGCUGGAGGCGGUCCAGGCCAGUCUGGAGGUGGAGCUGAAGCUGCGGGUGGAGUCGGCGCGGCUCAAGAAGAAGAUGGAGGCCGAUCAGAGCGAGCUGGAGCUGCAGGUGGAGCAGAUGAAGAAGAGCAGCGCUGAGAUGAUGAAGAGCGUGAAGAAGAUGCAGCAGCAGAUCAAGGAUCAGCAGGCUCAGCUGGAGCAGGAGGCUCGUGUGCAGGAGCAGCUGAAGGAGGAGCACACACUGAUGGAGCGCCGCUGCCUCCUGCUGGUCACGGAGGGAGAGGAGAGUCGAGCCGCGCUGGAGGCGUCCGAGAGAAUCCGCAGGAGUCUGGAGAUGGAGCUGCACGAGACAGCCGAGAGACACAGCCAGCUGGACACACAGCUGCACAGUGUGUCGAGUGGCAGGAGGAAGCUGGAGGUGGAUCUUCAGCAGCUGAUGCAGGAGCACGAGGAGCUGCAGACUGAGCUGAGAUCAGCCAACGACAAGGCCAAGAAAUCAGCCUGUGAGGCGGUGCGUGUGGCGGAGGAGCUGCGGGUGGAGCAGGAACACGUCACACACCUGGAGCGCGUCAGGAAGAGCCUGGAGAUGCAGAUCAGAGACGCCGGCAGCCGGAUGGAGGAGCAGGAGCAAUCGGCCAUGAAGGGAGGCAAGAAGAUCCUGCAGAAGAUGGAGGCACGGGUGAAGGAGCUGGAGCUGGAGCUGGAUACCGAGCAGAAGAAACACGCCGAGACGCUGAAGAACCUGCGCAAGAACGAGCGACGCCUGAAGGAGCUGCUCUUCCAGACCGAGGAGGACCAGAAGAACCAGCAGAGGAUGCAGGAGCUGGUGGAGAGACUGCAGAUGAAGAUGAGGGCCUACAAGAGACAAGUGGAGGAGGCGGAGGAGCAGGCGAAUGUUCACCUGGUGAAAUACAGGAAGACGGUUCACGAGCUCGACGACGCAGAAGAGCGAGCCGACAUCGCAGAGUCUGCACUCACUAAGAUCAGGAGCAAGAGGAGCGGGAGCUUCGGGAAGGGCUACUCAUCCGUGAGUGGUUACAGCACACCCUAUCCAGCGCUGGUGAGGUCACCCGGGUCAGUGGGGUCAGAGGGCAGAGGUCAGAAGGUCACGGAUGACGACGAGUCCCUCAACUCUCUCAUUCCCACGUACUUGAACUCGAUGAAGAAACUGAUGAUCGACUAGAUCUGAGUCUUCAGUCCAGCUGGUUUUUCAGUAACACUUUACAAUAAGGCUCAUUAGUUAACAUGAGCUAAUAAUGAACAAUACUUCUACAGCAUUUAUUAAUCUUAGUUCAUAUUAAUUUCAACAUUUACUAAUACGUUAUUAAAAUCAAAGGUUGUAUUAGUUAACAUUAGUUACUGCACUGUGAACUAACAUGAACAAACAAUGAACAGCUGGAUUAUUAUUAACUAACAUUAACAAAGAUUAAUAAAUACUGUACAAAUGUAU
Messenger RNA from Rhinichthys klamathensis goyatoka, 1712 nucleotides. RefSeq lists its product as uncharacterized. The coding region runs from base 12 to 1445 and encodes 477 amino acids. Gene Ontology annotation, biological process: peptidyl-threonine phosphorylation; actomyosin structure organization. Gene Ontology annotation, cellular component: myosin complex; cytoskeleton; cytoplasm. The record is from RefSeq and is a predicted model, not a curated record. Gene Ontology annotation, molecular function: protein serine/threonine kinase activity. The transcript has 9 exons. Lineage: Eukaryota; Metazoa; Chordata; Actinopteri; Cypriniformes; Leuciscidae.